Rhagoletis pomonella (apple maggot) is the source of this 1824-nucleotide messenger RNA. RefSeq names its product maltase A2-like. The record is from RefSeq and is a predicted model, not a curated record. The transcript is spliced from 6 exons. Bases 31 to 1734 code for a protein of 567 amino acids. Gene Ontology annotation, biological process: carbohydrate metabolic process. NCBI's taxonomy places the organism in Eukaryota, Metazoa, Arthropoda, Insecta, Diptera, Tephritidae.
UCGCAGUCUUCUUAUUCAGUUAGCAUUAAAAUGGCGUCCAAACUAUUUCGUUUAGCAACAAUUUUUAUUUUCUGCAUGUGGCAGUCUACUGCGACCAGUACCAUAGACUGGUGGGAGACUGCUACGCUUUAUCAGAUAUAUCCGCGCUCGUUUAUGGACAGCGAUGGUGACGGUCUAGGUGACUUGAAUGGCAUAACAAUGCGUUUGGAAUUCCUCAAGGAAAUAGGUGUAACGGCUGCAUGGAUUUCGCCUAUAUACGAAUCGCCUAUGGCCGAUAUGGGCUAUGAUGUGACCAACUUCACCAACAUCGAUCCGAUCUUCGGCACACUGGCAGACUUCGAUGCAUUGAUUGCCAAGGCGCAUAAAUUGGGUUUGAAAAUUAUUUUGGAUUUUGUGCCCAAUCACUCGAGCGAUAAAUGCGAGUUGUUCCAGAAGUCGAUACGCCGUGAGGAUGGCUAUGAUGAUUUUUACAUUUGGGAUGAUGGUAAAAUCGAUCCAGUAACAGGCGAGCGUGUGCCGCCAAGCAAUUGGAACUCCGUUUUUGGUGGACCCGCAUGGACGUGGAACGAGCAGCGCCAACAGUACUAUUUGCAUCAAUUUAUGCCUCAGCAGCCUGAUUUCAACUUCACAAAUCCCAUGGUGCGCCAACACUUAAUCGGAGUCCUAACUUUCUGGCUUGAACGCGGCGUCGAUUCUUUUCGCAUCGACGCUGUGCCACACUUCUACGAGAAACGUUUCGAAAACGGCACAUAUCCAGAUGAACCGCUCAGCGGCGAAACGGACGACCCCAACGAUUACACGUACUAUGACCACAUCUACACAAAGAAUCAACCGGAGAAUCCCGAGCUGUUGUACGAAUGGCGUCAGUUUUUGGAUGAAUACCAUCGCCUCCAUGGCGGUGACAGCAUCAUACAGAUCGCCGAGGCAUAUGCGCCCAUUGAGGAUUUGAGCAAGUACAUCAACAACGGCACGCACCUCGGCAGCCAGCUGCCAAUGAAUUUCAAUUUCAUUCAGUUGACAGACACCUCCACGGCCGAGGAUGUAGAGCGGCUAUGCAAUCAUUGGUUGGACACAAUGUGGACGCGUCAUAAGUUGGGCAACUGGGUUAUCGGCAAUCAUGACAACAGUCGGCCGGCGACACGCAUUGGCGUAAAUAGAGUGAAUAUAAUGACGAUGGUGACGCAUGCGCUACCGGGUUCAUCUGUUACCUAUUACGGUGAUGAGAUUGGCAUGACUGAUGGACCCGAAUAUUGCAGCGAGAAAGCUUGUGACUUCCGCGACCCAGAGCGCACGCCAAUGCAGUGGGGUAAAACGAAGAAUUCCGGCUUUAGCGAAGCCAACGACACUUGGCUACCCAUCAAUCCCAACUAUAAAAUCUUAAAUGUGGAAAUGGAGCGACAUGCAGCACGCAGCACGUUGAAUAUAUUCAAGGGAAUGGUCAAACUCAAGCAAACUGUUGCCUUCAAGGCGUUCAAAGAGGAAGGUGGCUUCUCGUAUGGCGCAUUGAAGAAGCAGAUCUUCCAAGUUGUGAGAGCUGCCGUAGGUCGUGAAGAAUACCGCUUGCUGGCCAACUUGGGUAACAAAAUAGAAUAUUUGGAUGGCUUGACGAAUAAAACUAUGGAAUAUGUGCUGCUCACGUCACAUUCGCCACAUAAUUACGGUGAUAAAGUGGAUUUGAGCAAACGCAUUUAUUUGAUGCCCUAUGAAGCGGUUAUGCUGCGCUGGAGUCCGUAAAGUUCAUUUGCAGGACCAUUAAAAAAAAAUGUUGUGAUCGUAAAAGGUGAAUGCGCGGCAUGUUGGCUGCAGUGAUUACUCAUAUGUAAA